CUCUGAUUCGCGCUUUUUAAAAGUGUUACUUGAUCCGCGCAUUUCAGAAAACAUAAAUGUGAAUUCUUGUUUGCGAAUAUGAAAAGUUGCAUCUAGUAUUGAUAACAUGCUACCGUUACAGAUACUUGGAUGUACAUUUGUACUAAUUAUCGUUGCAAACGAUAUAAUACAAGGAUAUGGAUAUUCGAUGGAUACGCAAGAAGCAGACGAAGAGGAAGGUAUGCUGAACGAUGCACCAGAUGAAGAUUUUUAUAAUGUUAAAAGCAGGAAGGGUGGAAGACGUAUAUUUGCAGGAGGUUGUCCCCGUAGACCGGACGCACCUAUAAAUGGCAAGAUUAAAUGUUCCCUGAACAGUGGCUGUACUGCAAGUUGUGCACCUGACUACAAAUUUCCAAACGGCGCGUUUUAUCUGACGAUUACCUGCGUUGACAAGGAAUGGCACAUUGAAGGAACCGAAUGGAGCUCGAUGCCGCAUUGCGAACCGAUUUGCUUGCCCGAAUGUCAGAACAAGGGGAUAUGCAUCGCACCUCAUCAUUGCGACUGUCCCGAACACUUCAGCGGUCCGCAGUGCCAAUUCGAGGAUAAACCGUGUUUGAAUUAUCCACCGCCCGUGCUGAAUUCUUAUAAAAAAUGUAAUUUAAAGACGUGCACUGUCUCGUGCUUAAAACAAUUUACUUUCCCCGAUGGUUCGUCCAUCACCAAUUUAAUAUGCAAGAACGGGAACUGGAUGCCAACAAGAAGUGAUUGGAUAUCGAUUCCGGAUUGCGAACCUGUGUGCGAGCCACUCUGCCAAAACGGCGGCAAUUGUCUGCCGACGAAUCUAUGCCAAUGUCCACAGGAUUAUCGAGGACCUCAAUGUCAAUACUCUGCCGAUACUUGCGAUGUCGAGAAGCUGCGUUUCAACGGCGGAUAUUACUGCACCGGUGACAACGAGAAGUAUUCCUGCACCCUGAAUUGUCCUGCGGGAGUGGAAUUUGAAUUCCCACCUGCCCAGUCUUAUGCCUGCACCUACGAUAAGGGCGUCUUUGAACCACAACCGAUACCGCAAUGUAAGGUCGACAAUAACGUCAAGAUCAUCUCACUCGGCACCUCCCACAACACCUAUAUACGAGAAUCGAAUCAUUCGUGGUCGAUGCACGAUGUUUACGGCACGAAACACUCCCAGGAAAUGCAUGGCGGAUAUUAUGACGUUCAUGGUAACGAUGCGUCCUCAUAUCCGAUUGACUCCAAUGGAGUAAUGACAUUCGAGAUGAAUCGACCGAGACCUAAGACGUGCUUCACCUGGGGCGGCGCACACUACAAGACCUUUGACGACAGAAUCUACAGUUUCGACAGCGACUGUUCACAUACGCUUCUUCGGGAGACUCGAGACAACGUCUGCACGAUUGUGGUGACUAACAGUCCGGGAUGCAGAGCCGGAUCAUCGAGUCAUCAUUGCAUUAAGACCAUAAAGCUCUUUGUGCACGACAAGGAGUAUAUUCUCACCAGCGACGAGACGGGGAUGCCAGCGUUCCUCACCGGCAAACGAUCUUUGCCAAUACCUGUGUAUUUGCCCGGAUUGCGCGUAGACAAGUCUGCUCAUUUUACCCUCGUUUCUCUCGACUCCUUGGGCGUGAAGCUGAAAUGGGACGGCGCCCUGCUGCUGCAGAUCGAGGCGUCUGAAAGUAUGUGGAACAAGACGGCCGGUCUGUGCGGUACGAUGAACGACGACCGGGACGACGAGUUCCUAACAAAGAGCGGAAGUGAUGCCACUAGUAUAUCGUCGUUGGCGAAUUCUUGGCGCGUCGACAAUCUUGGAGAAAUAUGCGACGAUUAUCCGAGUACGCGACACGCGUGCGAAUUGAAGGACGAGUUCGCUCGAGAAGCUUACGAGUUUUGCAGCAAGUUGCUCUCCAAUCAUAAAUUCAAAGCUUGCGCAAACACGAUCAAUUUUUCUGAAUUGACCGCAGCAUGUCUGUGGGAUUAUUGCGCGUGCAAACACGACGACAGGAGGAAAUGCGCCUGCAAUACCAUGGAUAUUUACAUCCGCCAAUGUGCUCACAAGGGACUCGCGAGAUUGACUGCGUGGAGGAGCAACGACACUUGUCCGAUUCUUUGCAACAAUGGACGAGUGUAUCUGUUAUGCGGACCGAAGGUGGAAGCUUCCUGUUCCUCCGGUACCGAGGAGAAGCAGGAGAUCUCCUCCGAGGAAUGCGAGGAAGGCUGUUUCUGUCCAGCAGGUACUUUGGAACACGAGGGCAAGUGCGUCUCCCCGGAAGAAUGUCCGUGCAGAUUACGGGGCAAACUGUUUCAACCGGGCACGAGCGUGCAAAAGAAAUGCAACACUUGCACGUGCAUUUCCGGCAAAUGGGUCUGCACCCAGAUACGUUGCGGCGCCAGAUGUGCCAUCGUCGGCGACCCGCAUUACACCACGUUCGAUGGCAAGCACUACGAUUUUAUGGGAAAGUGCAAAUACUAUUUAAUGAAGGGAGAUAAUUAUACGAUUGAGAGCGAAAAUGUCCCAUGUUCCGGAGCAAUUUCCGAGAAUUUGGGCUUUGCCUCCGUAGGCGGCUCUCCAUCGUGCACCAAAGGCGUCACGAUCAAUUUUAAGGAUACCAUUGUAAAAUUAAAGCAGGAUCGCCAGAUUUCGAUAAACGGCGACGAGAUAGUAAGAUUCCCGAUGCUGUUCAACGGUGCUCGAAUACGAAUUGCGAGCAGUAUAUUCAUAGUGAUCCAGUUGCCAAAUGCUUUGGAAGUAUGGUGGGACGGUAUAUCCCGUGUUUACAUUAAUGCUCCAGCCGAAUUCCACGAGCAAACGAAAGGACUUUGCGGGACGUUUACUGAAAACCAAAAGGAUGAUUUUAUAACGCCUGACGGUGACGUCGAGACCGCAGCGAUCGUCUUUGCCAACAAAUGGAGAACGAACGAAUAUUGCAUCGAUGAGUUUGAAAGCGAAACGAAACACCCUUGCGAUCUAAAUCCUCAAAGAAAGGCGAAAGCGGAAGAACAUUGUUCCAAGAUACAUAGCGAUAUUUUUUCGGACUGUCACUGGUACGUUGAUCCAUUGGAAUUCUACCGAGAUUGUAUGUACGAUAUGUGCGCAUGCGAUGUGGAUGUAAAAUCGUGCCUCUGCCCGAUAUUGGCGGCCUAUGCAAAAGAUUGCGCGGCAUUAGGCGUGAAACUUUUGUGGCGUACCGAGAUUGAGGAGUGCAAGAUUCAUUGCGGCGGUGGACAGACUUAUCAAAUCUGCGGAAAUAGCUGCACUAGGUCGUGCACUGAUAUAUCCUUUUAUCGAGACUGCAAGCAAGAGUGCGUGGAAGGCUGCAACUGUCCGGAGGACCAAACGUUAGACGCGAAAGGCGAAUGCAUCCCGAUCGUUCAGUGUCCCUGCGUUUACGCUGGUCGCGAAUACAAGCCUAAUCAUCGAGAGGUCCGUCCGGGCAACAAGGGACAGGAAUUUUGCUCUUGCAUAGGUGGGGUAUGGGAGUGUCGAUUAGCAACGCCAGAUGAGAUUCGAGAAUAUCCACCGGUCACGGAUCUGUUCUGCCCCGCCUGGAAACAAUUGGAGACGACGGAUUGUCAACCGGUGGAGCAGAGGACUUGCAGCAAUAUGCACCUACCGAUUGAACAAACACCAUCAGUAUGUACGUCUGGCUGCGUUUGCAAAUCCGGAUACGUCCUAGAUGUGGCAAACGGGGUGUGUGUCAAGAAAGAGGACUGUCCCUGUCAUCACGGCGGCAAAAGCUACAAAGAAGACUCGGUUAUACAAACCGGAUGUAACACCUGCACGUGUAAGAACACCAAGUGGGAGUGCACGGACAGGUCUUGCGCGGGAAUUUGCUCCGUGUGGGGCGACUCGCAUUACAAAACGUUCGACGGUAAGAUGUACACUUUCCAAGGGAUAUGCGACUAUGUUUUGGUGAAGAGUGCCUUGAGCAAGGAAGAGUGUUUCGACAUAUCGAUUCAAAACGUACCUUGUGGUACGAACGGAGUCGCGUGUUCGAAAUCAAUCAAGCUAAUAAUCGGCAGCGGUGAACAGCGAGAAGAACUUGUCUUGACGAAAGGAAAGGAGUUACCGAAGGAAAUUUUUAAGAGGAUGACAAUUAGAAUUGUUGGUCUCUUUGUGUUUGUUGAUGUGCCGGACUUGGGAUUGGUGUUACAGUGGGACAGAGGUACCAGAGUCUACGUGAGAUUAAAUCCGGAAUGGAAAGGUCGCACGAUGGGUCUGUGCGGUGACUACAAUGACAACGCCGAGGACGACUUCAAGACGCCGUCCGGCGGGAUAUCCGAGGUCUCCGUCAAUCUAUUCGGGGAUUCGUGGAAAAAGAAUGCGUUCUGCCUCGAGCCAAAGGACAUGCAGGACGAUGCCUGUGAACGGCAUCCAGAACGUAAGCUGUGGUCAUUGCGACAGUGCAACGUGCUCAAAUCGCCGUUGUUCUCGCCAUGUCACACGGAAGUCGAGGUCGAGCCGUAUCUACGCGACUGCAUCUUCGACACGUGCAGCUGCGACGCCGGUGGCGACUGCGAGUGUCUAUGCACGGCAUUGGCCGCAUACGCGCAUGAAUGCAACGUACGAGGCGUUCCUGUAAAAUGGCGAACGCAAGAACUUUGUCCGUUGCAAUGCGACGAGAAAUGUAGCACGUAUUCGGCUUGCGUUUCAACUUGUCCACGUGAGACGUGCGACAACUUGAUGACCGUGAAACAUAGCUCGCAUUUAUGCACGGAAGACACGUGCGUAGAGGGUUGCCGAUUCAAACCUUGUCCCGAGGGUCAAGUGUAUCAGAACGCCAGCUACACGGAGUGUAUAUCCAAGUCGAUGUGCACAAAGCCAUUCUGCACCGAAAUCGACGGAACGACAUACUAUGAAGGUGAUCGAGUCAGCGGCGACGAUUGUCAAAGUUGCUUCUGCAGUCGCGGCAAAGUGACUUGUAACGGGGAGGCUUGUCCUAGCACUCCUGUAGCUAAUACUGCCACCGUGCCCAUGGUGGAACCUCAGAAAUGCGUGGAUGGUUGGUCCAUGUGGAUCAAUAAGGAUCCAGCUGUGAAGGGGAAGAAAUUCUUGGACGUGGAGCCACUGCCCAUAUUGAUGGAUCUUGCUAAUGUGAACGGAUUCGCGAUUUGCGACAGGGAACACAUAGUCGACAUAAGAUGUAGAUCCGUCAAGGAACACACGAGUCCGAAAGAAACUGGCUUGGACGUAGAGUGCAGCCUAGAGCGCGGUUUGUACUGUCAAUCGCAUCUUCCGGAUCUUCCUUGCGUGGACUUUGAGAUUAGCGUGCUAUGUCGCUGCUCCGAACCAGUUACACAUACCGAUGUUGAAGAUGCAACAACGAAGAUCGAGUCAAAGGAAUGCGACAUAAUGCGUCCCAAUUCGCCUCAUCCGACCAAUUGCCAACUAUUUUAUCAUUGUGUCCCCACGCUGACGGGAUAUGAACUGGUGGAGAAGUCAUGCGGUCCCGGCACCUUGUACAAUUCUGAGACCCAAGUCUGCGAUUGGCCGGCGGAAGUUGAACGUAUACGACCAGAGUGUUCGAGGUCAUCCGGACAAACCACGCAGAUCAACAGUGGAACCGAUUGGAGCUCUAAUUAUGAGAGCACAGCGAAAAAGGUAGUGUCGACCAUGAAUGUAUGUAAGACCGGCGAGACGUGGAGCGAAUGCGCGAUUCAGUGUACCAGGACGUGCCAGUACUAUCGUCACAUCCUGGUGACCCAGGGUUAUUGCAACGAAGGUACCGAUUGCGUUGCUGGAUGCGUUUCUAUCUAUCAACCGACGUGUCCCUCGCACAAAUUCUGGCGGGACGGUGUUACCUGCGUAGAGGCGAAUCACUGUCCCUGUAAAUCCCACGACGGGGACUCGGUCGCACCAGGCGCUGUCAGGAAGGAAUCCGAUUGCGAGACCUGCCAGUGCAUCAAUAAUUAUUACACGUGUGAUACAACCUUCUGCUACAACGUGUCGAGUCACGAAGAAACAACAGAACCAGGACUAGAACAGACUGAAACUGCCACAUUAUCGGAAACGUCAUUCAGUACGACCUUGGGGAACACUUGGGAGAUAUUACCAGUUACUCCAUCGCCCUUGUUCGAGCACACGAUCUUUAUACAGAGCACGGUCACACCACCCGAAGACUGCAACGACGCAAACUACGUGCCACUAAUGCAAAGUCUGCGAAAGAAACUGACUAUUCAUACUAGCAGUAGCAAAAACCAUGCAUUGCAGUCUGAGAAUCUGCUGGUACACACGGAGGGAAGCUUUCCACCGUCCGAGAAAUUCUGGGAACCUGAAAUAACGAAUGCGGAUCAAUGGCUCGACGUCGAAUUCGGUAGACCUGAACCGGUCUACGGUGUGAUCCUACAAGGUGCUAUCACCAAGGAUGAGUUCGUAACCAGCUACAAGGUACUUUUUUCAGAAGAUGGACACAGCUUUUCGUACGUGCUCGACCAUGAAAAGCAACCACGUGUCUUCAGAGGACCUGCCAACAGAAUCCAAUCCAUGAAGCAAGCAUUCUAUCGGCCGAUCGAGGCAAAGAUUAUUCGUAUCAAUCCGCUGACGUGGCACAACGGAAUCGCUGUUAAGCUAGAGGUGCUGGGUUGUCAGGAUCACUUAACACCAACAACUGAACAACCUACAAUAAAGACAACAAACUCCGAGGAAAUCGUGAGACCAGUCUGCGAGGAUUCCAUGGGAUUGGACAACGGGCUGAUGGCCAUCGAACAAGUCUCGGUAUCGAGUUCCUCGCAGUUGAUUAAAUAUCUUCCGUUAUCCUCGGAAGGAGUAUGGCGUGCCGCUUUAGACAAUCCGCAUCAGUAUAUUCAGUUUGACUUUCUGGAGACCCGAAAUCUGACCGGAAUCACGACCAAGGGAGGCGACAACGCUUGGACGACUGUAUAUAAAGUAUUCUACAGCAACGAUGGACGUCACUGGAACCCAGUUGUCGACGAGAAUGGCAACGAGAAGGAAUUCCUUGGUAAUUUUGAUGCAGAAAGCCAACAAACAAACUUCUUCAAGAGACCUUUAAAUGCAAAAUUGGUAAGGAUACAACCCAUCAAGUGGCAUGAUCACGUUGCACUAAAGGUCGAUAUCCUCGGCUGCUAUUUAGCGUAUCCUACAUUGGAGACCUCGGAAAUCAAGUCGACGACGACGUCCACGUUUGAACAAGAGUGCAACGUGUGCGAUGGAAUCGAUUGGACGAUGUCGGGCGAUGAAAAACAUUGCAAAUGCGAAGAUCCUUAUUGGUGGGAUGGAGAAUUGUGCGUACCAAAACGGGAAUGUCCUUGCAUAGUCGGACACGUGUCCUACGCAAUAGGCAGCGUCUACGAGACGGAGGAUUGUCAACAGUGCAUAUGCGUUUUGGGUGGAACGCCCACGUGUUCGCCGAAGAAAUGCGAACCUUGUCUAGAACCGGGUCUCCGAUCUGUCGUCGGCAAACUGUGCACUUGUCUGUGCAAACCUUGUUCGGCAGGCACGAAACAUUGUCCCACGAGCGACGUGUGCGUGAACGAGACCUCGUGGUGCGACGGUGUCCAAGAUUGUCCGGAUGACGAGAAUGAUUGUCCAGAAAUCAUUUCCACGACACCUAUUUUCGAAGUUUCAGAAACGAUAAGAACGGUUGGUCAACAAGUUGCGACGACUCCCGGCUUUAUUCAAAUCAGUCCAUGCGAGGAACCACUUUGUCCACCUGGUUACAGAGUAGUCUUCAAACCGUCAGCUCAACUUCAGGAUAAAGUGCACCACCAUGAAACGAACGUAAAAUCCAAAGCUCGUAAAGGUUUCGCGAAGACGAAAGGAUACCAGAAGCACCCGUUCCAUGGACGUCCGAUGAAGCAUCAACAUUAUUGGUCAGAAGUGGAGGAUCUUCAAUGUUCCGAGUUCAUCUGCAUGCCUAUCAAGUCUCCGCCUGUCCUUCCCGACAAGAAGCCGGAACCAUGUCCGGAGGCAUUGUGCCCGCCACAGUACGAAAUAGUGUACGAGAGGACGAGCAUGUACAAGAAGCACAAGUGCCCCAAGUACGUAUGCCGACCUUUAACGCCGCAGGAAGCGAUCUGCAACGUCACCGGGAGGACCUUCAACACUUUCGACAACAUGGAGUACAAAUAUGACAUCUGCAAUCACAUUCUAGCCCGAGAUAUGUAUGAUAACGAGUGGUACAUCACCCUGGAGAAGCUGUGCCUUGGCUCGCUUGGACAGCGACACUGUACUCGCAUCCUGGUGGUGACGCUGAACGAACGGGCGAUCGUGCUCUAUCCGAAUCUGCAUGUGGACAUUGAUGGAUAUACCUUCACACCUGGACAGAUUGCGCGCUUUGGAAAACGGUUUUCUGAUUUCGAGCUCUCGCGAACGGGCGACAGAAUCAUCUUCCUCUCUCAUCGCUACGGCUUCUGGGUGAUCUGGGACUCGAGUACCAACGUGAAGAUCGGCGUCGUGGCGAAAUUGGCGGGUCGCGUAGAUGGUCUAUGCGGAUACUUCGACGGUAACGUCGCAAACGAUCGCCAGACACCCGAGGGAACGCAAGCGAGAAGCACCAUUCAGUUCGGAGACAGCUGGGCCAUGGAAGAUGUGAAAGAAUGUGAUUUGCAUGUGUGCCCACAUGACAUCCAGGAGCAGGCUUGGACGAUUUGCAACUCUGUGAGAAGUCCAAUGCUGCUGGAUGCCUGUUCCGCUAUCGUCGAUCUUGACAAGUUUGUGUCUUGCUGCGUAGAGAGCGUGUGCUCUUGCUUACAUUCUUCCAACAACUCCUACGAGGAUUGCCGGUGUCGCCUGCUAACUACUUUCGUCGGCGAAUGCGAGGCUGCCGCCGAUUCCGGGACGUAUCUAUUGACAGAUUGGAGAACCGCUUACGACUGUCCCGCGAGCUGUCCAUCACCUUUUGUUCAUCGGGAUUGCUUCCGCAGCAAGUGCGAGAUCACCUGCGACAAUCUGCACGAGGUGGAACCGUGUCCGCCGAUGCGGGGUAUCUGCUUCCCCGGAUGCUUUUGCCCGGACGGUCUGGUACGUCGAAACGACGACGAGUGCGUACCACCAGCUAGCUGUCUGGACUGCGUGUGCGACGGCCUCGGAGAUGCCAAGUUCAUCGAUUUCAAUCGCAGAAACUUCAGGUUCGCCGGCAACUGCACCUACUUGCUGUCGGGAACCGCCGUGGAGAACGCGAAGAGUCAGAGGAACGGGACUCGCGCCUAUCAGAUUUUCAUUACCAACGGGUAUUGCACCACCGGGACGUGUACGGAGGUCGUCACCCUGCUCUACGACGAGCACGUGGUGCAAAUAAGACGCGCGGAACAGUCGAAGGACCUGCAGGUAUCGGUCGACGACGCCCAAGUGGAAAGAUUCCCAAUUGAUCGCGGAUGGAUCUUCUUGGAUCGAACGUUAACCGGAGACGUGACUCUGCUGGUGCCGUUCAUACAACUGCAGUUGGUCGCUUUUCGACAGAACUUUGCGUUUACCUUGAAACUGCCCUCGCACGUCUUCAGUGACGUUAUCGAGGGUUUAUGCGGUAAAUGCAACGCUGACCCCGAGGCUGGUUUUGAGAAACGCGACGGGAAGAUUACGAGCGACAUCGAUGAGUUCGGUAGAUCCUGGCUGGUCGAGGAUUUGUCGACGCAGCUGGGCCUGAACGAUCAGACGUGUUUCAGUAAUCAUCAGCCUCAGUGUACGCCACCGCCAGCUGACGAAGACAUAUGCAAGAAGCUGUUGGAUCUACCAGAGUUUAUGCACUGCCACAGCAUCAUCGAUCCAAAACCAUAUUUGGAUUGCUGUCACGACGCUUUGUGCACCGGUGGAAACUACUGCGACAGCUUGGAAAUGUAUGCGAGAAAGUGUCUGGAAGCUGGUUUGUGUCCAGCUUGGAGAACCGAUGAAAUCUGUCCAUACGAAUGUCCUACAGAUCUUGUCUACAAACCAUGCGGCUCAAGUUGCAAGGAAACAUGCGACAUUUUGAACAAAUCGGACAAUUCAAAGUGUACAUCCGGUCCUAUUGAAGGAUGCUUCUGCCCAGAGGAUUAUGUAUUCUACAAUGAUUCUUGUAUAUUGAAACAAAACUGUUUCGUCUGUGACAAGGAGGGUCACGUGCAGGGAGAUAUCUGGUAUCCAGACAAAUGCACGGAAUGCAACUGUAAUGGUGGGUUUGUAAAUUGUCAGAAGACAGAGUGUCCUGUAUUGGAUACGAUCUGCGAGGAAAACAUGACACCUGUACUUGUCAAUGGAACUGAGGAGAGAUGUUGCGCCAAGUAUUUAUGUGCUCCAAAACCGACAGCUCCUACGAUGUGUAUCGAGCCACAAGAACCGGAAUGUGGUUUUGGCCAAAUAAUGAAAACGAUCAUUGACUCUGAUGGAUGUCAUAAAUUUAUCUGUCAAUGUCUACCUGUAAACGAGUGUCCCACUUUCGAUGAACUUUUGAACGAAGUCGAGCAACUGCAGCCUGGUUUCGUACAAGUGACGAAUACAUCCGGCUGCUGUCCGCGACCAACUAAAUUGUGCGAUCCAACAACUUGUCCUCUUGCACCAAAAUGUCCAGAUUACUACAAUAUUACAACAAUUUUACUCACAGACAGUUGUUGCUCCACUUAUGAAUGCGUGCCUCCAAAAGACAUUUGUCUUUAUACAAACGAUGAAGAUCAAAGCAAGCAGCGUAUAAUAGCGAAACAGAUUGGAGAGGAAUGGAAGGAUGGUAAAUGUAAAACGUGCUUGUGCGAAAACUCGCAUGAUGGUCCUAAAGCAAACUGCUUAAUCACCGAAUGUCCAAGCAUGAAUGCACAUCCUGAUAUAGAAAAUUAUGUAUUGGAGGAAAUAUUAUUAGAUGAUAAAUGCUGCCCAAUUUUUGAGCGUAUCGCUUGCAGAUGGGAAGACAAAGUAUAUAAUGCUGGCGAAAGUUGGAAACCCAACAUCAAAGAUGCUUGUCUUUCGAUGCAGUGUGAUAAAGAUUUGGGUAAUGUUCAGAUAGUAACCAAGGUUCAAGAAUGUAAUACCAUAUGUGAUUAUGGUUACAUAUAUCAAGCGCCUAAUGAUACUAGUGUUAAUUGUUGUGGAACCUGUGUCCAAGUUGCAUGCAUUGUAGAGGGUGUACUUAAAGAUGUGGGAGAGCAAUGGUACUCAGAUGAUCAUUGUGUGACAUACUUUUGUGAAUCUGUGAAUGGAAGUGUGUAUAUACAAGCAAAUACCGAAAUUUGCCUAGAAGUCGAUCCACAAUUGGAGUUAGAAUAUGAGGUGGAAAAGCAUAAAAUUCCAGAAAAGUGUUGUCCGGAAUACGUCAAAACAGCUUGUCGUAGCGACGAUGGACAAAUAUAUAAUCCUGGAGAAAAAUGGAGAUCUAUCAUGGAUAAUUGCGUCAUCGAGACAUGCGUUGGACCGAAUAUAACAAAACGCAAAGAAAUUGAAGUGUGUUCAACGCAAUGUGCUCAAGGAUGGACAUAUCAAGAAUCAGAAGAUGGUAAAUGUUGCGGAGAAUGCAAACAAGCAUUUUGUGUAUUUGAAGAUACUUUGUAUGCACCUGACACGACAUGGUCAUCUGAUGACAAUUGCACUACUUAUACAUGCAUAGAAAAGAGUGGACAGUUAUCUCUUGCUAUAAGUCCAGUUGCUUGUCCGGAUACAACAGAUUGUCCUGUUGAAUCAAUUUAUCAGGACCAAUGUUGCAAACGAUGUAAUUUGAACAGUCAUAAUACAGAAAAACCUAUUAAUGGAACAUGCGAGACAAUUAUUGUGGAUACAAAAAAUACUGUAGGUAUGCUAGUUGUAAACCAUCCUUUACAUGGAAUAUGUAAAAAUUUGGAAGUCAUUGAGGGUAUUAAAGAAUGCAGUGGAACAUGUCAAUCGUCAACAAUUUUUGAUAGUGAGAGUUGGAAUCAAGUGAGUAACUGUCAUUGUUGUCAACCAAAGGAGUACAUUGGUUUAAUUGUCAACUUAAUAUGCGAAGAUGGCAGAAAAUUAAAAAAGCAACUAACAAUACCAAAUUCUUGUUCUUGCCAAAGUUGUGCUUCCUCAGACACUAAAAAUGAAAAUUGGAGGACAAAGAGCAAAGGUUGAUCGACAAAAACUGUUCCUUGAUUAUAUAUUUACUCUUUAUUCAUGUAUAUCUUAAUUAUGAGAUAUUUUUGUAUUGUAAAAUGUAAAAAAAAAAAAAUAGUUUAAGUGAUUUAUAUAUAUAUAUUAUAUGCUUAUGAUGAUAAAAAUGAGGAUUAUCUGUCCAAUUUUUUUAAGAACAUAGAAGAGCUUUAAAGUAAA
Molecule: messenger RNA, 12193 nt
Organism: Nylanderia fulva
Lineage: Eukaryota; Metazoa; Arthropoda; Insecta; Hymenoptera; Formicidae
Gene: Hml
Product: hemolectin
Cellular component (GO): extracellular region; extracellular matrix
Molecular function (GO): chitin binding; protein binding
Source: RefSeq, a predicted model, not a curated record